AUGAAUUCGGCGAAGGUGGUGGCAGCGAGCUGUGGCGACACGGUGAAAGUCUUGGACAUUUCUGAAAAUGACUGUGCCCUCACCUAUUCUCCAUCCCCCGGCUCCACCGUCAAUUCGCUCAAGUGGAACCACAAUAAUAUGGUAUUGGCGAGUGCAGGGGAUGAUGGUAAAGUCUCAUUUUGGAGGAGGAAUGGGACUAGAUUGUGGGUCGUCCCUUCCAAAAAUGAUGGUGCUGGAAUUGUUGAGUCGAUAUCAAGUAUCGACUUUUGCAACAAAGGGUCUCGAUAUGUAUGCUCUGGUGGAACUGGUCAAGUUGUAAGAGUAUGGGAUUUGCAGAAGAAGCGUUGUAUCAAAUGGUUGAAAGGGCAUAGGGAUACCAUAACCGGUGUAAUGUGCAACUGUAAAGAUGAGCACGUAGCUUCUGUUAGCCGCAAAGGAGAACUUAUUGUGCAUAGCCUUGUUUCCGGGGCUACGGCCUCUAAUCUCAAGGAUCCUCAUGCCCAGGUCUUGGUUGCGCUUGAUUAUUCUCGGACUUCUAGGCACCUUUUAGUUACCACCGGUGAUGAAGGGUCCGUACACUUGUGGGAUACUACUGGCCACAGUCCAAAGGUUUCUUGGUGGAAGCAGCACACUGCACCGGCUACGGGAGUUGCAUUUUCACCAACCAACGACAAGAUAAUUGGUAGCGUUGGUCUAGAUAUGAAGUUAUACACUUUUGACACAGGGUGGUCAAAGAAGCCAUCCUCUUGCAUACAUCAUGUGGCUCCGUUUUGUUCAUUAGCAUACUCUGAUGAUGGACUAAGCAUAGCAGCAGCUACGACCACCGGUCAGGUUGUACUCUAUGAUGUUCGGGCAAAGCCUCAACCACUAUCUGUUGUAGAUGCCUAUGAGCAUCAGGCCAUCACGAGUAUUUGCUGGCAGAGGUCAAAACCUGUAACCUUCAACAAAAGCAAUUGCACAGAUGAGACGGUUCUUCUUGCUGGUGAUUUAGGGGAUUUUAUCAUUAUGCCUGACCCGCUUCCAUCUACUACAUCGGGCUUUAUGAGUUCAGAACAACCUCGUUUGAGCGGCUUGUUAAUGAAUCCAACUCUGGCAAGAUUGCAUGCACCACAUAAUAAUGUUAUGGAUGAUAUGGAGGUGUUUUCUCCCAUUGCUGAAGUUCAACCACUUACACCCUCUUUUGAUAUAUUAUGGGAGAGUCAUGAUUCUCCGGAGAAAAAUAUCGAUCGUCUUAUACCUUCUCGAAGAUUUGGCCUUUCAGAGGAAGCAGCCAGCCAUGAGAAUCCAAUUUCCAACACAACAUUAUCCAAACAGGUUGAGAAUAGGUUGUCAGAAUCGACUUCUAACCUGGCAGCCGCACGUAAUAGCAGUGGUGGUCCACGCAAAGGGUGGGGAGGUGAGAGAGCACUAGAGAAAUUCAUCCACCGGCGUCAUUCCACCAAAACAGCAACUUCUCGUUUCGCAAAGCCUAGCCUGAUGCCUAGUCUUCGCGCCAAAGAAACUUCAGAAGCUGUUUUGUCUUCUGUACUUACCAAAAGCAUCAACGGCCAAGAAAAUAGUACUCCUACCAGUGAACCAAGAUCCUCCCCUUAUGCCUCGCCUAAAUCCAAGAAAACCGGAUCAGAAACUAGGGAAGACAUUCUCAAUAACCUCUUGUCAAACUCUCAACCACCAACACCAACCACUCCAAAUGGAGGAGAUGAUCAGACGUUACACCAGAUUUCUUUACAGCCAAAUUCUUCAGUAGAUGAAGAAACUCUAGCUUCAUUUCGAGAAUCUAUUCACGGAGAUAUGCAAAAUCUUCACUUAGAGAUACUUAGGCAAUUCCACGUGCAAGAGAUGGGAAUGUCGAGCGUCAUGAGAUUAAUCCUUGAAAAUCAGGCUGAGAUAAUGCAAGAAAUCCAGUCACUUCGAGAGCAAAUACAACAUUUCCAUCAUUUACUGUGA
Messenger RNA from Salvia splendens (bonfire salvia), 1947 nucleotides. Its product is annotated as protein NEDD1-like. Gene Ontology annotation, biological process: regulation of phragmoplast microtubule organization; regulation of microtubule nucleation; regulation of mitotic spindle organization. The record is from RefSeq and is a predicted model, not a curated record. Gene Ontology annotation, cellular component: kinetochore microtubule. Gene Ontology annotation, molecular function: protein binding; gamma-tubulin complex binding. Bases 1 to 1947 code for a protein of 648 amino acids. The transcript has 10 exons. Lineage: Eukaryota; Viridiplantae; Streptophyta; Magnoliopsida; Lamiales; Lamiaceae.